Messenger RNA from Oncorhynchus masou masou (cherry salmon), 1615 nucleotides. Its product is annotated as mitochondrial fission regulator 1-like. Gene Ontology annotation, biological process: aerobic respiration; mitochondrial fission. Lineage: Eukaryota; Metazoa; Chordata; Actinopteri; Salmoniformes; Salmonidae. Bases 164 to 1375 code for a protein of 403 amino acids. Gene Ontology annotation, cellular component: mitochondrion. The transcript has 9 exons. The record is from RefSeq and is a predicted model, not a curated record.
CUCACUUUGCCAGGACUAAGGAGACUUAAAAGUGAACAUUUAGGGUUGAUUGAGGUGAACAGAAAGCUGUUAUUGGACGUUGUCGUAAGGACACGAACUACCUCAGAGAAGAUGUUUUUUUGUGGACUACUCUACAACGGCCUCUCUGAAACGCAUCGAUAAAAUGAGUCAAGGAAAUACAAGGAUAGAAAAGAACCUGGACUUUGGCUUUUCAGGCAAGGCGUAUGGGUCCUCAAGGAGUAUUGUGAGAAGAAUAGCCACCAAUCUUCCCCUUAAACCAUGCCCCAGGGUCCAUUUUCAGCUCAAUCUUUACACUGAAGACGGUAGUGUUCUGAACAGUGCUGGGGGACAGAAUGGACUGGUUGCCUCUUUGGCUGAUGUUGUCUGGAUCGACAGGGAAGAGAAGGAAGAUGAAAAUUACUGGUUUGGAUUUGGAAGACUGAGGUCAGAAGCACCGUCCGGGCUCAUGUUCCGUUCUCACCUGCCUUUGCCCAGACGUAGAUCAUUACCCAGCCUGCACCAGGCCGAGCCAGAGCCCCAGGGUCAAAUCCGCAGCAACGAUGAGGCCAUCCAGAAGAUCAGUGCUCUGGAGAUGGAGCUGGCCAAACUCAAAGCCCAGAUCGCACAGAUAGUACUGACCCAGGAACAGAACGCACAGACACCAGCCCCAGGUGGUCCUCCUGCCCCAGGUCGCCCUCCACCACCCUGCGCCCCUCCCCCUCCUCCACUCAUGGGAUUCCAGCGGAGCUUCUCGGUCAUUGACCUCAUCCAGGAGCGCCGUGGGAAGAAGACAGAUGGCCAGACACUGCUGGACCAGGAGCCCAAGCAGGCAGAGGUCCCCAACAUGCUGGAUGUGCUUAAAGACAUCGGCAAAGUCAAGCUACGCCCUGCUAAGAGCCCGCUGGAGAGCCAAGCCAAGCCUAGUGAGCCCACAGAUGCUGCGUCUCUCAUCGCUAAUGCCUUGAAGCGCAAGUUCGCCCAUCGCUAUCGCCACAACAGCAAUGAGAACAAGGAGUUUGACUUCCCAGCCUCUGAACUGAAACCUUUCUGUUCUGAAUUCCCCAAGACUGACAAAGUAGAGGUUCCCCUGGCAGCACUGGCUGAAAACCCCAGCCCCUGUAGUGAAACUACACCCAGAGACACCCAUGUUUGGGCAGCACAUGUUGAAAUGUACUGGCCAGAGAAAGCUGCUCUGAGCACCCAGAGAUGGUUUGACCUCCAUGGACACUUAAGUGCCUUAUCAACCUGUUUGUCACCGGUCUCUGGAUGGCCAUGUUGUUUGACUAGAUAUACAAUCAAUCUGCUCUCUAUUCCUACUCACAACAGUAUUGCCUCAGUCUUCAGUUCUUGCACUUUGAUAACAUACCAUAUGUAAUAAUUAUUUUUUUAACUUUCAUUUAAAAAUGUCCUAUUUUUGUUGAAUUGAUGUCAGUUUGAAAGUCUUCGAUCUUAAAUUAGGACGGUCCAAGAUUGAUUGUCAGAUUUUCGUACCACAACUAAAUUCCAAUGAGAUUCACCCGUGUGUGUUCUGGAUUUAGUCGAACACUACAAAAUCCUAACAUUCCUCAACUGUUAACUACAUGUAUUAAAGUGGAUUGAACGGUUUCUAAAUGCA